GGAUUGCUUCUCCAGAAAUGCUUAUGUAAACUGACUACUUUCGGUUUUGAUUCUUCAACGUCGCUGCUACUUCCUCACACAAAUUUAAAGCUUUGUUUGUCACGCAGAAAAUGAGCUGUACAGAGGAUAAACUUCUCAAUAUGGAACUGGCCAAGCUGGAAUGUCACUUCACGUGGGAUAUGAAAAAAGAAGAUACAAACAUCACUGAUCAUUUAACUAGACUGGAGCAGAACCGUGACUUAAAUCUGGGGGAGGAGGCUGGGAUCGCACGCACACACAACUCUUUGGCAUACGUCAAAUAUCUCUUGGGUUCUUAUGAGGAAGCCCUAACAAAUUUACAGAAGUCUGAGGAGCUCACUAAAGAUUGUUAUGGGGACAACUGCGAAGAGAGACUCAUUGUUACUUAUGGAAAUUUCGCUUGGUUACACUUUCACAUGGAACAUAAUACUGAAUGCAAAAGUUACCUGGACAAAUUGAAGGAGAUCCAAGAAGAAAAUCCACCUGUCUCCACUUCUGUUCUUUAUCCACAUGUGGUUGGUGAGAAGGCAUGGGCAUUGUUAAAAUUUUCACGUAAAUACUAUGGCAGAGCUAUAGAGUGUUUCAGAAAGGCGUUAGAGCUAGAGCCGGAAGAAGGUGAGUGGAAUGCUGGUUAUGCCAUUGUACUAUAUAGAACAGAAAACAAGUGCUGCACAAGUGUAAUUCAACAACUCAGACGGGCGAUAGAAACAAACCCAGACAAUGAUGAACCAAAGCUUCUUUUAGCUCUGAAACUUGCAAAGUUUAAACAGUUUGAUGAAGCAGAGGAUCUUGUGGAAAGGGCUCUUGAAAAGUCCCCAGAUAGUCCACAUGUGAUUCGAUAUGUGGGAAAAUACCUGAGAGAAUAUGGGCAAGCUGUAGACAGGUCUAUUGGCCUGUUGAAAAGAGCUUUGGAUGUUACUCCAGAUUCAGCAUUUAUACACCAUCAGUUAGCUCUGUGCUACAAAAAGAAAAAAGAACAAUUAAGGGAUAAAUUUGAAAGUCAGAGAUUUCGUGAUUUGAGCAUCUCCCAUUUUGAAAAGGCCGUCACUCUCGGGAGUGGCUUUAUUCUUGCGAUGGCACAGCUGGCAGCUCUCUACGGUGAGGAUGGACAAAUUGGUCGGGCUGAUGAAAUGUUUCAGACAGCCUUGUCCACAGGUAAAGACAAAACUUCAAUUCAAGAACUUUACUUGUAUUUUGGCGAUUUCCAGCAGUACAGCAAAUGUGAGCUGUUGGCUGUCAGAUAUUUCAAAGACUGUUUAAAAAUGGCACCUAAUACAAAAGAUGGGAAGAAAAGUGCUAAGAAUCUGAGAAAGAUCGCUAACAAGCGUUUAUCUAAAAACAGACAUGACACAAGGGCUUUAGGGAUAUUAGAGUUCAUUGAGCAGGUAACAGGUGGGAAUCAAUCCACUGCAGAGGACUGUGAGCAUGUUCUGGAAUCUACAUGUAAUGAGAAAUAGAACAAACUGUAUAUUGGAGUUAUAUAUUGAUGUUGCAUUGUUUUUGUGCACUGAGCUUUCAUGUGACUGAGGGCAAGUGAAGCUCACUACAGUAUGCAGUGGUUUCAUCACAUGCCAACUUAGCUUUGUUGUGAUUCUGCCUCGUCGUGUCAUGACUUUCUUGAUCUUGUGGUAGAAUCACGGCAGGAUCCCUUGUUAUGUGUGGAGAGAGUCAUUUUGACCCUGUCGGCCUUCGAUACUCUCUACGGUCCUUGUCUGUAUACCCGCCCUUUUGUAUCUCUCGUUAUUGGUUGUUUAUUAGUUCAUGCCCCACACCUGUUCCCCUUUGAUUUGUCCCUCUAUUUAAUGCCCCUGUGUUCUCUGUCUGGUGUCGGAUCAUUGUACUGUUAUGUUGCACUGUGUCGUGUGGGUGUGGGUGUGGGUGUGGGUGUGGGUGUGGGUGUGGGUGUGGGUGUGGGUGUGGGUGUGGGUGUGGGUGUGGGUGUGGUGUGGUCUUGUCUUGUUAGUUAGUCUAGUUUGAAGUGUUCCUUUGUGAUGUGUUAUUAGUUUAGUCUUGUCAGUUUAGUUAAUCUUGUUCUUGUUUCUCUGUUUUGUUAUGUUUACCCCCACGUGGGUCUUUGUUUUGAGUUUGGUUAAUUAUUUAUUAAAAGUCUUGUUAACCCCUUACCCGCUGUCUGCGUUUGGGUCCUCUCUCGUUGUCACUGUGUCUCACCCACCACCCACACUCGUGACAUUAAAGUCUUGUUAACCCCUUACCCGCUGUCUGCGUUUGGGUCCUCUCUCCUUGUCACUGUGUCUCACCCACCACCCACACUCGUGACAAGCUUUCUAUCAGCCUUGCCCUGCCUUUUACAAUACAUAUGUUUUAUAUCUAAUCUAGAUGUAUCUAAUAAAAAUAGAUAUAGUUACUUUGUUUUCUAAACAUGAACUAUGUUAAUGCAAUUCCAUUAUGUUUAGAAGCACAAUUAUAUAAUUAUUGACUUAAACAUAGGUUACGCAAACUAAACGAUACAAAUAUUGUAAUGUAUACACACACACGUAUGUACUGUAUGUAUGUAUGUGUAUAUAUAUAUAUAUAUAGUUAGCCUACAGACAUAUAACAGAGUCUUGCUUGUUUGGUUUAGUCAAACCUCAAAACCCCUGUUCGUAGUAUAUAUCAUCAUACCUUAGCUGAGUGUUCAUAAUUCAAUCUACAAAUCUUUGGCAGUAUCAUGUAAUAUAUGUUAUUACCUUAAAAUGUUUAGUAUGUAUGCAGUAUUCAGAAUAUAUACAAUGUAAAUAUAAUAAAAUAUAGAAUAAUCAAGCUUUUAAAUACAUAAUAUAAGGAGU
Triplophysa rosa is the source of this 2804-nucleotide messenger RNA. Its product is annotated as interferon-induced protein with tetratricopeptide repeats 5-like. Lineage: Eukaryota; Metazoa; Chordata; Actinopteri; Cypriniformes; Nemacheilidae. Bases 111 to 1475 code for a protein of 454 amino acids. Gene Ontology annotation, cellular component: cytosol. Gene Ontology annotation, molecular function: protein binding. The record is from RefSeq and is a predicted model, not a curated record. The transcript is spliced from 2 exons. Gene Ontology annotation, biological process: defense response to virus.